Molecule: messenger RNA, 1953 nt
Organism: Phragmites australis (common reed)
Lineage: Eukaryota; Viridiplantae; Streptophyta; Magnoliopsida; Poales; Poaceae
Product: zinc finger CCCH domain-containing protein 2-like
Exons: 1
Coding region: 132-1283 (383 amino acids)
Molecular function (GO): metal ion binding
Source: RefSeq, a predicted model, not a curated record
CUUCUCGUUCGUCUUCCCCGUCCCACACCACGCACCGCGACGAAUCAGGUGAUAGGCUGAGUCCACGAGAUCUCCCGUAGACCAGAGAAGAGGAAACAGAGCCCGAUCUUGGUAGCGGAGUAACGUCAGUCAUGAUGAUGAUGGGUGAAGGCGUUAGUGUCCCGCCGUGGUCCCACCUCCCGGUGAGCGGCGUCGAUGUUGGCGGCGGCGCGGCCGGCGACGAGAUGACGCCGUACCUCCUCGCCGCGCUGCGUCAGUACCUGCCGUGCAACGACGUCUGCGUGGGCGCCGACGACGAGGAGGAGGCCGCCGCGAUGGCCGCGGCCGUGGACGCGUACGGGUGCGACGACUUCCGCAUGUACGAGUUCAAGGUGCGGCGCUGCGCGCGCGGCCGAAGCCACGACUGGACGGAGUGCCCCUUCGCGCACCCGGGGGAGAAGGCGCGCCGCCGCGACCCGCGCAAGUACCACUACUCUGGCACCGCGUGCCCGGACUUCCGCAAGGGUGGGUGCAAGCGCGGGGACGCCUGCGAGUUCGCGCACGGCGUCUUCGAGUGCUGGCUCCACCCGGCGCGCUACCGCACGCAGCCGUGCAAGGACGGCACCGCCUGCCGCCGCCGGGUGUGCUUCUUCGCGCACACUCCCGACCAGCUCCGCGUCCUCCCGCAGCAGCAGUCCAGCCCGAGGAGCGCCGCCUCCUCGCCGCUGGUGGAGUCCUACGACGGCUCCCCACUGCGGCGCCAGGCGUUCGAGAGCUACCUCAACAUGACAAUGAUUUCCUCGUCGCCGACAAGCACCCUGAUUUCGCCGCCCAAGUCGCCCACAUCGGAGUCCCCGCCAUUGUCGCCGGACGGUGCCGCGGCCAUCCGCCGCGGUUCGUGGCCCGGUGUGGGAUCGCCUGUGAACGACGUCGUCGCCUCACUUCGUAAGCUGCGCUUUAGCAAGGUGAACUCGUCGCCGUCCGGCGGGUGGUCUGGCUACCCGGCCUCCACCGUCGCCUACGGAUCACCCAAUGCUGGUGGGCUCUACAGCCUGCCCUCCACCCCGAGGGGCACACAGGCAGGCAUGGUCACCGCCUCCGGUUUCAUGCACAACCUUGAGCCACUCGACGUCGGCUUCAGCGGUGAUGAGGAGCCCGUGCAGAGGGUGGAGUCCGGGAGAGCCCUUCGCGCAAAGGUGUGCGAGCGCCUGAGCAGGGAAGGCGCUCGCACGGGCGAAUCCGGCGCCGCCACUGCUGGUGUUGGAGGCCCCGACGUUGGGUGGGUCUCCGAUCUCAUAAAUUGAGGCGGCAGAUCGUUCUUGAAGUGCCUUUUGUGAGCCGGCAUGGCAUGGAGAAGGUGGUAAGAUCGUCAGAGAAGGAUCGCAUCCGAAAAAAAAAACCUAGUUUCUUUUGUUGCUUCCUGUUUCUGCUAAUUCCCCUGUACAUAUCUCCCCCUGUGAAUAUUCUUGGUCGGUAGAAGGGAGGCAAGAUGGAGGAGGAAGAGGGGUGGAUUUGUUUUGGGGUUCUUGAGGUAGCAGAAAAUAUCCCAAAAAAUAGAAAAAAGAAGUGUACAACUGUAUUAGGUGGUGGUUGUUUCCUCUGUGCGUAGCGUGUGGAGGCGAAGCAUGGCAGAUGAUGGUGACGACCAAGGUGGAAGAUGGCCUGAUUUCCAGCGGGCACGGCGGCCGCCGGCGCUAGCUGCUGCUUAUUUCUGUGAUUCCGGAGUAUCCUAGUUUGAUGUUGUUUAAGUUCGUCGUUUGUGCAUUCUGCAUCGACUAGUUGAAGGUGAUUUCAAUUCCCCCUGUUGAUUACCUAUUUUGUUGAUGUAAUCUUUGUUCAAGAUCAUCAUCCCCUACAGCAUAUUUGUAUUAGCUGAAAUCUUAUUCACUCACCAUUGGUGGUGAAUUUCCCCAUGUAGUAUUUUGCUCAUGUAAAUGGCCAAUGUUUAUCACUAAUAGUUUGAAGUUUUGUCAA